Molecule: messenger RNA, 513 nt
Organism: Mizuhopecten yessoensis (Yesso scallop)
Lineage: Eukaryota; Metazoa; Mollusca; Bivalvia; Pectinida; Pectinidae
Exons: 1
Coding region: 1-513 (170 amino acids)
Source: RefSeq, a predicted model, not a curated record
AUGCAGUUGCAGCUAGUCGUCAACCAAGACCUGAUGCUAAUUCAUGCCUACACAGGCUGGCCAGGUGCUACCCAUAAUGCUCGUGUGUACAGUAAUUCAGCUUUUCCCUGUGAUGCCCAAAGAUUGUUCCUACCUAACCAUUACCUACUUGCCGACUCUGCUUUCCCGCUGUCAGAUAAUAUUGUUACAUCCUUCAGACAACGGCUCAAUAGUAACGUGCGAUUCAAUAAAGUUGUGUCAUCAGUAGGGCAGUCAGUUGAAAGGGAUAUAGGACACAUGAAGGGCCGAUUCCGAAGGCUACGGGAAAUAACACUAAGUGACCCAUCAGAUAUAUGUGCCAUGAUAAUGGCUGGUUGCAUCUUGCACAACCUCUGUAUUGUAAAUGAGCCAGAUGUCAUUAAUGACUACAUCGAACCAGAUGCUCAUCAACCUGUGAACAACUUAGUUUACGCAGGUGUUAAUCCCAAUGCUGGAGUUGCAAGAAGAAACUUGCUUCUCGAAUUAUUGCCCUAG